Molecule: messenger RNA, 1545 nt
Organism: Sus scrofa (pig)
Lineage: Eukaryota; Metazoa; Chordata; Mammalia; Artiodactyla; Suidae
Source: the annotation of a RefSeq genome assembly
AUGUUCGUAAAUCGUUGACUAUACUCAACAAACCACAAAGACAUCGGCACCCUGUACCUACUAUUUGGUGCCUGAGCAGGAAUAGUGGGCACUGCCUUGAGCCUACUAAUUCGCGCUGAACUAGGUCAGCCCGGAACCCUACUUGGCGAUGAUCAAAUCUAUAAUGUAAUUGUUACAGCUCAUGCCUUUGUAAUAAUCUUCUUUAUAGUAAUACCCAUUAUGAUUGGGGGUUUUGGUAACUGACUCGUACCGCUAAUAAUCGGAGCUCCCGAUAUGGCCUUUCCACGUAUAAACAACAUAAGUUUCUGACUACUUCCACCAUCCUUCCUAUUACUUCUGGCAUCCUCAAUAGUAGAAGCCGGAGCGGGUACUGGAUGAACUGUAUACCCACCUUUAGCUGGAAACUUAGCCCAUGCAGGGGCUUCAGUUGAUUUAACAAUUUUCUCCCUACACCUUGCAGGUGUAUCAUCAAUCCUAGGGGCUAUUAAUUUCAUUACCACAAUUAUUAACAUAAAACCCCCCGCAAUGUCUCAAUACCAAACACCCCUGUUUGUCUGAUCAGUACUAAUCACAGCCGUACUACUUCUACUAUCCCUGCCAGUUCUAGCAGCUGGCAUUACUAUACUACUGACAGACCGCAACCUGAACACAACCUUUUUUGAUCCAGCAGGUGGUGGAGACCCUAUCCUUUAUCAACACUUGUUCUGAUUUUUCGGACACCCAGAAGUAUACAUUCUCAUCUUACCAGGAUUCGGAAUAAUCUCCCACAUUGUAACCUACUAUUCAGGUAAAAAAGAACCAUUUGGAUAUAUAGGCAUAGUAUGAGCCAUAAUGUCCAUUGGAUUCUUAGGUUUUAUUGUAUGGGCUCACCACAUAUUCACCGUAGGAAUAGACGUAGAUACCCGAGCAUACUUUACAUCUGCUACAAUAAUCAUUGCUAUUCCCACUGGAGUAAAAGUAUUUAGUUGAUUAGCUACCCUGCACGGCGGCAAUAUUAAAUGAUCACCCGCAAUACUAUGAGCUCUGGGCUUCAUCUUCCUAUUCACCGUAGGAGGUCUAACGGGCAUUGUACUAGCUAAUUCCUCCCUAGACAUUGUAUUACAUGAUACAUAUUAUGUAGUCGCACACUUCCACUAUGUCUUAUCUAUAGGAGCAGUGUUCGCCAUUAUAGGGGGCUUUGUUCACUGAUUCCCCCUAUUCUCCGGGUACACACUCAACCAAGCAUGAGCAAAAAUUCACUUUGUAAUCAUAUUCGUAGGAGUAAAUAUAACAUUCUUUCCACAACACUUUCUAGGACUAUCCGGAAUACCUCGACGAUACUCCGAUUAUCCUGACGCAUACACAGCAUGAAAUACUAUUUCCUCAAUAGGCUCAUUCAUCUCACUAACAGCAGUGAUAUUAAUAAUCUUCAUUAUCUGAGAAGCAUUCGCAUCAAAACGAGAAGUAUCUGCAGUAGAACUGACAAGCACAAACCUAGAAUGACUACACGGAUGUCCUCCUCCCUAUCACACAUUUGAAGAACCAACAUAUAUCAACCUAAAAUAA